AUGAAUGUGGCCGAUGGCAAAUUCAAGACUCUUGAAGACUUCACCCUUGAGGAGACCGAAAACAUCCGUAAGGAGUUGGAGGGACGUCAGCGGGCCGAGUUCGAGAUGAAGGAGGCCAUCACUUCCUUGGAGUGCCGACUUAUGGAGGCGUUGAACACAAUUGAAACCAUGAAGGCCGAAAUGAGGACACUCAAGGAUGGCAUAGAAGUUGGAGGAUCGGCAUCACCCGACCGUGAUAGGGAGGCCAGGGUCGAGGCUCCCAAGCCACCUGUGUUUAAAGGCAUCCUCGAUGCUCAAGAGGUGGAGAAUUUCUUGUGGCACUUGGAGAAUUACUUCAAGUGUAGCCGGGUGAAGAGUGACGAGACCAAGAUCAACACUGCCGUGUUGUAUCUUUCAAAGAUGGCCAUGUUGUGGUGGAGGCGUAAGGAAGCCGAGAUAGGGAAGGGGACGUGCACCAUCAACCCGUGUGAGCAAUUCCGCGAGGAAUUCAAGAAAGCCUUCUUCCCUAAUAACGUCAUAUAUGAGGUUAAGCGCAAGUUCAAGGAGCUGAAGCAAACGGAAAGCAUUCGGGCAUACGUGAAAGAGUUCACAACUCUAACGCUUCAGAUUCCCAACCUCACGGACGAAGACAUGUUGUUCCACUUCAUGGACGGGUUGCAGAAUUGGGCCAAGAUGGAGUUGGAGCGGCGACAGGUCAAGACCAUAGAUGAAGCCAUCACCCAGGCAGAGUCUUUGACAGACUUUAAGCCUGAUCGGCAUGACAAGGCAAAGGGAAAGGAUGCAAGGAACAGUCAUGCCAAAGGUGGGGGAGACCGUGGCCGAGGAAAGGAGCAGCAGACACACCCCAAGCAGUACGACCCCUACAAGCCGGAAAGCAAACGGUGCCCGGAAAUGAAGAACCAUGGUGCCAUCCUACGCGAGCGGAAGGAGAAGGACGCACAAGAGCAAGGGCAAGAUGCAGGCACGACGCAGUUGGGCAUGGAUGGACUAUGCGGGGAGAUAGCCAAGCAGACAGAGAAGCCGGGAGACUUCAGCACGCAGUAUGUAGACAUCUCUAUUAAUGGACGUACAGCUCGUGCCAUGGUGGACACCGAGGCAGAAGCAAACAUCAUGACCAAGACGGCGGCAGAGAGGUUAGGACUAAACUAUGUUCCAAGCAACACCCGCCUCAAGACGGAGUUCUUCCAGCGCUACCACACGAUGAUCGACCCCCACUUCCAACGACUCAUGGUCAUGGAGCGGGAAGGGUCAUGCAUGGUACCUCUAGUCAAGGUACCGAAGAAGGGAGGACAUGCCCUCUUGUCGGCCAUGCAGAUCGUGAAGGGCCUGAAGAAAGGAGAAUCGAAGUUUCUAGCCACCAUUGCAGGUUCGAGAGAAGACAACGGUGCUAAGGAGUCCUUGCCACCGAUCAUAGAGCAGGUCCUUGAAGAGAACAAGGACGUGAUGCCAGACGAGCUGCCGAAGACCAUACCUCCGAGACUCGAGGUAGAUCACAAGAUAGAGUUGGAGGUUGGAGCCAAGCCACCCGUGCAUGCACCUUAUCGCAUGGCUCCACCUGAACUAGAGGAGCUAAGGAAGCAGUUGAAAGAGCUCCUCGAGGCCGGUCACAUCCGUCCAUCCGAGGCACCUUAUGGCGCACCGACUUGGACAGACCAAGUACUUCAUGAAGGUGGACCUCCGAAAAGGCUACUACCAAGUGCGCAUCGCAGAAGGGGACUAGCCGAAGACAGCAUGCGUGACGAGAUAUGGAGCGUAGGAAUGUUCGUGGUGGUCUACUUGGAUGACAUAGUCAUCUACAGCAACACCUUGGAGGAGCACGUGGAGCAUUUGAGAAAAGUCUACCAAGUCUUACGGGAGAACCAACUAUACAUCAAGCGGGAGAAGUGCGAGUUUGCCCAACAUGAAGUCAUUUCUUGGGCCAUAUCAUCAGCCAGGGCGAACUACGGAUGGACGAGGCCAAAAUACGGGCAAUCCAAGAAUGGGAGGUUCAUAAGGGGUUACUCUGCAAAGGCCGCUCCACUGACCGAGUUAUUGAAGAAAAAUAAGUCGUGGGUUUGGAGCGCGGAGUGCCAGCAAGCCUUCGAAGGUCUCAAGGCCGCGAUAACAGAAGGGUCGGUCUUGACGCUGCCCGACUUUUCAAAGACUUUUGAAGUACAUACGGAUGCUUCAGACUUUUCCAUUGGGGGAGUCUUAAUGCAGGAAAGACACCCAAUAGCAUUCGAGAGCCGCAAAUUGAACGAGACCGAACAGCGCUAUACAGUGCAGGAGAAAGAAAAUGAUGGCCAUUGUACAUUGUCUACGCACGUGGAGACACUACUUGCUAGGCUCCAGCAUGAUCCCGAGGCCAAGAAGUUGAUGGAGUUAGCCGCCCAAGGCAAGACUAGGCGCUUUUGGGUGGAGGAUGGCCUUUUGCUCACGUCCGGUCGAAGGGUCUACGUGCCGAAAUUCAGGACUAUCAGGCGGCAAAUAAUCAAGAAAAGCCAUGACACACCGUGGGCCGAGCAUCCAGGGCAGUGA
Solanum stenotomum is the source of this 2517-nucleotide messenger RNA. RefSeq lists its product as uncharacterized. NCBI's taxonomy places the organism in Eukaryota, Viridiplantae, Streptophyta, Magnoliopsida, Solanales, Solanaceae. The record is from RefSeq and is a predicted model, not a curated record. The transcript is spliced from 7 exons. Bases 1 to 2517 code for a protein of 838 amino acids.